Messenger RNA from Chelonoidis abingdonii (Abingdon island giant tortoise), 2409 nucleotides. The record is from RefSeq and is a predicted model, not a curated record. Lineage: Eukaryota; Metazoa; Chordata; Testudines; Testudinidae.
AUGGCCACGGGUUCCCUUGUGGGGAAUCUCGCCAAGGAUUUGGGGUUGGAUGUCAGAGAACUGCCGCAGCGGAAGCUCCGUGUCAGUUCGGAAAAGCAAUACUUCAGUGUGAACGGGGAAAAUGGCAACCUGUAUGUGAAUGGCAGGAUAGACCGGGAGGAGAUGUGCGGGGAGAUACCCCUUUGUGUCCUGACAUUCGAAACGGUGGUGGAAAAUCCUUUAAACAUUUACGACAUGGAUGUAGCAAUUCAGGACAUUAAUGAUAACGACCCCAGCUUCGACAAAAAUAACAUUGUGUUAGAAAUCAAUGAAUUUACACUGCCAGGGGCGCGCUUUCCACUCGAAUCGGCGCAAGAUCCAGAUGUUGGACUGAAUUCACUGCAGAAUUACCGGCUCAGCCCAAAUCAGUAUUUUAUCCUGGCAGUGAAGGAGAAUGCAGAUGGCAAUAAAUACGCAGAAUUAGUUUUAGACAGACCUUUGGAUCGGGAGCACCAAACUUCUCAUAUCUUGAUCUUGACGGCUGUGGAUGGGGGGGACCCUGUGAGAACCGGGACCGCUCAGAUUACCAUUAAAAUCACUGAUGCCAAUGACAAUCCCCCAGUAUUCACUGAAGAGAUCUACAAAGUCAGAGUAAGUGAAAAUCUGGCCAAAGGCUCCAUAGUGGUACAGGUGAAAGCCAUGGAUAAGGAUGAAGGAUUAUAUGGAGAAAUCAGUUAUUCCUUCAGUAAUGCCCCCCAAAAUGUCCUGCAAUUAUUCAGAAUAGAUCCUGAAAAUGGACUAAUAACAAAUACAGAUAUUCUGGAUUUUGAAGAGACGAAUAAAUAUACAAUGGGAAUUGAAGCCAGGGACGGGGGUGACUUGACUGGUCACUGCAAAGUUCAAAUAGAAAUUAUUGACAAGAAUGACAAUGCCCCCGAAGUAACCCUUACAUCCGUUUCCAGUCCUAUCCCCGAAGACUCUGUGCCCGGGACAGUGAUAGCUUUUAUAAGAGCUCGUGACCGUGAUGCAGGAGAAAAUGGAAAAAUCACCUGUCACCUUCAACACAAUUUACCGUUUAAAAUACUGUCCUCCUCUCGUAAUUACUACAAAAUAAUCACAGACAGCACCCUGGACAGAGAAAAGAUCCCAGAGUAUAAUAUUACAGUAAUCGCCGCAGACAAAGGCACCCCCACUCUCUCCACCCAGAAAACCAUCCUGUUGCAGAUCUCGGAUAUCAAUGACAACGCCCCGGUCUUUGAGAAACUCUCCUACACCGCCUAUGUGCCGGAGAACAAUCCCUCCGGGGCUUCUAUUUUCCGUGUAAAGGCCUCAGACCGCGAUCUGGACCGGAACGCCCGAGUCACUUACUCCAUCCUGAGCAGCAACCUCCAGGAGGUGCCUCUCUCCUCCUACAUCUCCAUUAACUCCCAGACCGGAGCUAUCUAUGCCCAACGCUCCUUCGACUACGAGCAAUUCCGGGAGUUUGAAGUGCAAGUGCAGGCCCAAGACGGCGGGUCCCCGCCUCUCAGCAACAAUGUCUCCGUCAGGGUGUUUAUUCUGGAUCAGAAUGAUAACGCCCCUCGCAUCCUGUACCCUUCCGUGGGAGCCGAUGGCUCCGCCUUGUUCGAGAUGGUCCCUCGCUCGGCCGAGGCAGGUUAUCUGGUGACAAAGGUAGUGGCGGUGGAUGUUGACUCAGGACACAAUGCCUGGCUCUCCUACCAUCUGCUCCAGGCCACGGAAUCGACGCUGUUCAGCAUGGGGCUGCACACCGGGGAGAUCCGGACAGCCCGCGCCUUUGCGGACAGAGAUGCUGUGAAGCACAGGCUGGUAACGCUGGUGAAGGACAAGGGGCAGCCGCCUCUGUCAGCCACAGUGACUCUCAACCUGGUGUUUGCCGAGAACUUCCAAGAGGCUCUUCCGGAAAUGAGCGACCAAUCGGGUGACUCGGCGUCUCAGUCUGAUUUACAGUUUUACUUGGUAUUGGCUUUAGCCCUGAUCUCAUUUUUGUUCCUCUUGACAGUUGCACUGGCCAUUGUGAUGAAAUUUUAUAGAGCAAGGAAUCCCCCAGUUCUGAGAUGUUUCAGUUCUGAUUAUUCUAAGGCGAGUCCCAGAUUCCCACCCAGCUACUGCGAUGCGACUUUACCGUAUAGCUAUAAUCUAUGUUUAGCCGCAGACUCCGGAAGGAAUAACUCUGAUAUUCUAAAACCAAAUGGCCAGAACGAUGUAGGAGAGAUUAUCCUUUCCAAUGACAACUCUCGGAUGUUUAUAAUGAGCAACAGCACCUCCGCUUCUGUAGAGCGAAUCUCUGAACCUGGCAGCGUUGGAAAGGUGAGUUUCUGUGCUCAUGCGCUUGCACGUGCUUGUAUCUUUAUAUAUUUUAGUAAUGGCAAAUCAAGGGGUUAUAUAUCAUUUAAUGUUAAACCUAAUUAA